Molecule: messenger RNA, 4044 nt
Organism: Lithohypha guttulata
Lineage: Eukaryota; Fungi; Ascomycota; Eurotiomycetes; Chaetothyriales; Trichomeriaceae
Exons: 2
Coding region: 1-4044 (1347 amino acids)
Biological process (GO): mRNA splicing, via spliceosome
Cellular component (GO): catalytic step 2 spliceosome
Molecular function (GO): mRNA binding; helicase activity
Source: RefSeq, a predicted model, not a curated record
AUGAGUAAUGCUGAAUUGUGGGAGGAGCUGUCCUUACAAUGGUCCAACACUCUGAAGCGAGCACAGCCAGAUUUGGUCCUCAAAAUCUGGUCGACUCUUGAAUCUGAGAACUUUCCCGUCCUCUCUCUGGCGAAGCUCGACAGUCUACAGAUCACGGAAAAGCUGCUGUGGCCUACUUACAGUGACGAAGUCUCUCACCAGCAUGCUCUCCUCCUAGCCGUCUUCAUCAACUACAAGAAAAAUGCUCGUUUACUGCAAUGGUCAGCCUUUACCAAUUCGACCGAUCGCUUCUCUCAGCUCUUUCGCCGCAUUCUCUCCCUGAGCCUCGAUAUCUCUAGUACUAUCACCUCACGCACGACCUGCCUCAAUUUUAUCUCAACGUGUUUCCGAUCCUUGGAGCAGGAUGCUAUCCGCAAAGAAUGCGCUCCAUUGGUCUCUAUUGCAACCUGGGAGAAUCUGCAUUCGGAAGGCUUCAGAGAGUCGCAGCUUGACCAGCACCCUCAACGAAGAAAGGCAUGGCGCUCACAAAAGAAACGUUUCGAAGCUGCCGACGAUGCCACGAAAUCGCGCCUCCGUCUGGAAAGAGCUUGGCUAUUCAACAUGAUCCUUGAUUUCAUACGGAGGCUCGACGUCGAUCCCGCUACCAAAGCGGACUCUACGUAUUGCGCUCGUUUUCUAGAGUUCCUCACGGACCUAGUCAGCCAAUUGCCUACUAGACGAUACUCGAUUGUGCUGUUAAGCAACAUGAACAUCGUUUCGUUGAUACAUAUCUCCAGCCUAUACAGGCGGAAGGAGAAUAGCUUGCUUAGAGAUUUAACCUCUCUCUUCGAGCAAUUCUGCUGCUUCGAAAUCGACGAUACAGGUGAAGUCCAAACCACAAGAGACUCUGCUCGCCGCCAGGCUCUAAUCAAGCUGCAGAAGGUCGCUUUGCAACAUUUUGAGAGGAAACUCAAAGUUCUGGCUCUUUCCAAUCUUGCUUCCAUAAGCAAUUCUGAAGAUCUGCGCCCACUUCUUGACCCAUUAUCAGACACUGAGCUUGAAGAACUGUGCACCCUAGUUGAUCUGCGGACUUCCUAUCCCCCGUCAGCUACCAUCAGAACUGGUCGUGCCUUGUUUAUCGAAUCUCUGUUGUCGAUGUUCGCAGCCCAUUUUGAUCUUCAUCAACACAUCCAACGAUUAUCUGUGCUGCCCACCGAGAAAUCGCUUUAUGCCGAGAGAUUGGUCCAAAACGAGGUCUAUGACGGGUCGGAACCACUAUCUUUACCGAAGCUCAACCUCCAAUACUUGACCUUGACUGACUUUCUUUGGCGUUCCUUCCAGCUGCAACAGGCUGAGGCUUUCUACGAAAUUAGGAAGGACAUGGAGAGUAUAGUGCGAAAAAUGAGGCCACAGCCUUCACGAGACCCUCUUGCUGGCACUAACUUUGCAGGUUUCUCAAAAAUGGCCGUUCCCAUCGACAAACCAGCUAUUAUCGAUGUACUGCCACCGAAUGUUGGUGAGACUGAUCCAGCUCACGUUCGAGCUGAAGUGGUUCUCGACGUCUCCAGACUCGAUGACCGCACGCGAUCUGAAUGGGACCACCUGAAGUCGAGAGAUACUGUUUUCUUGCUUGCCGUCAAACCUACAGAACAAACCGACAAGAACAGUACCAACGGUACACACUUACCAGAUCGACCAGAAAAUCACGGCAUUCAAUGUAUUAGAACCGCCGAGGUUGUUCAAGUACAAGACGAAAAGGGCAAGCCAAUACGAGAUCAACACCUGACGAACGGACAUACUCCCAGAGGUCGUACUAGACGCCUGUUAUUAGACCUUGAUAGCAAGACGUUUCAAGCUGACAACCUACGAGUGAAGACAGGGAAGCCAGAUAUCUACAAGUCUAUCAACGUGAUUUCACGUCGUCCUGGACGAGAGAAUAAUUUCAAGCCAAUGCUGGAGGCCAUUCAAAGUUUGGCACUCGCCGAUGCCAGGAUGCCAGUGUGGUUGCAAGAGGUCUAUCUAGGCUAUGGCCAGCCAUCCCAGGCGACUUAUCCGAACCUCGACGACAAAGUCGAUAAGAUUGAUCUUCUCGACACCUUCCUUGAUCAACAGCACUUGCAAGAGAGUUUUCCUACAGGAAUUCUACACCAUGAAGGGAAUCAUUUUCCGCCUCCCCCUUAUGUCCUUCACCUUGACGCUGAGGCUCUGCACGAGCCAGCUUCAAAUCCCAAAAAAAGAAGACGAAGACAAAUGGAAGUGGAAAACGAAGGACAAACUUCCAUCAAAAUCUCUUCGUAUCAACCAGCAAACACUGGGCCAUAUCCUGUGGAUGAGCCCAAGAAGAAUCGGAUUCGCUUUACUUCCGCUCAAAUUCAAGCUUUGAUACAAGCCUCACAACCUGGUCUUAGCCUCAUUGUUGGCCCUCCCGGUACUGGCAAGACUGACGUCGUAACGCAAUUGAUUAACAUCCUAUAUCACAAUUUUCCGCGGGAAAGAGUCUUGCUUAUAGCACAUAGUAACCAAGCCCUCAAUCAGUUGUUCAAGAAGAUCAUUGCAUUGAAUAUAGACCAAAGGCAUCUUCUUCGUCUUGGCCACGGUGAAGGAGAACUCGACACAGAGGAGUCCUUCGGCAAGUAUGGCAGAGUUGAGUCUUUCAUGGAGAACCGGCAAACACUUCUCGGCGAGGUCAAUCGACUGGCCGCCUCAAUUGGUGCGUCUGGCGCGCACGGCAAUUCGUGCGAGACGGCUGACUACUUCAACCAAGUCUUCAUUAAGCCUACAUGGCACCGUUUUUGGUCCGUUGCCAACUCUGCUCAGGAUGCGUCCACCAUCACUAACGCUUUCUCCUUCCACAACUACUUCGCUAACGCGCCUAUACCGGACCUCUUUCCACCUACAGCAACAGCCGAACAAUGCCGCGAAAUAGCACGUGGUUGCGAACAUCACAUCAACCGCAUCUUUACUGAGCUAGAGACUAUCCGUCCAUUCGAGAUUUUGCGCAGUCCUCGAGAUCAAGCAAACCAUCUACUCGUCAAGGAGGCGCGCAUUGUUGCAAUGACUUCUACUCAUGCCGCCAUUCGACGCUCCGAAAUAGCCUCCCUAGGUUUUCAUUAUGACACCCUCAUCAUGGAGGAAGCAGCUCAAAUCACUGAAAUUGAAUCUUUCAUACCUUGUGCUAUGCAAAACCCCGAUACUAAGACUGGCGAGCUACCACUCAGACGUAUGGUGCUUGUGGGUGAUCAUCUUCAGAAUAGCCCAAUCAUUCAGAAUAACGCUUUGGGGGAUUACGCUAACCUGGAGCAAUCUAUGUUCUUGCGAUUAAUACGUCUCGGGGUCCCACAUAUUACACUCGACGCUCAAGGUCGUUGUAGGCCUACGAUAACACAACUCUUCAGCUGGCGUUAUCCCCAAUUGCACAACUUACCACAUAUCACGUCACAAACGGAAUUUGCACGGGCUAAUGCUGGCUUCAGACAUGAAUUUCAGUUCAUUGACGUUCCUGUCUACCAGGGUCAUGGCGAGCGUGAGCCAACACCGCACUUCAUCCAGAAUUUAGGAGAGGCGGAGUAUGCUGUGGCACUGUUCCAGUACAUGCGCUUGUUAGGAUACCCUGCCAAGUCCAUCACGAUCUUAGCUGCGUAUGCUGGUCAAUGCGCCUUGAUCAGAGACGUUCUCGAUCACAGAUGCAGAAACAAUCGCCUCUUUGGACUCCCGAAAGUUGUAAGCACAGUCGACAAGUACCAAGGUCGCAGAGCAGUCUUUGCAGAUUUGCCCGGGUUGGACGUUGCCUCUCAAAAAGGCAAUGCAGAAGGUCGACUCGAGAUCGUGACGGGAGAAAUGUUUCCCACGCAGAGGCUUGUAGAUGCUGAUGCGCAGAGCACGGAGAUUUAUGGUGUCGAGCACAUGGGCCAGUAUGUCUACGAGAUGACGCAAGCAAAAGUCAAGUCGAUGGGAGGUAAGAUUGCUCUGCAAAAUGGUGGAGAGGAAGACAUGGUGGAAGAGGAGGAACAAGACGAUGUGGCUGAGGCCGAUGCUGAAAUCGACCCUCUACAUGAAAACGUAUGA